CUUACAAAUGGAGCGCACCCUUCAGUAUAGCGUUAGCAUCUAGCCAGUCUGAACUCAUACAUUUCGUUUCUUUGAAAACAGCUGCAGGUUACGCUGUUAGUACAGUUUUCUGUAUGUAUUAUUGUUUUUGGAAAUGACGUCUUAAUAUGACAAAACUUCUCCUGUCAGUGGUGAAUGUGUUGUCAUGCGCUAAGACAUGAAGUUUUGGACUACAAGCAUGUCUGUUUUUAUAAUCUUUAUGCCUUUCUGCGGUUCCAAAAUUGGGAUUUAAACUCCGCUGUUUGUCAGCUGUCCUUCCAGUUACAGCCAUGUCUGACAGGCACCACUGUUCAUGUUGCUCCCACCCCGUCUCCUCCCCCAGUGUUCAUCAGACUCUGCAUGAAAUGGAUUUUGAAAGAGGUAUCUGGUCAGCUGCCCUGGAUGGAGACCUGCAGAGAGUCAGGCUCCUUGUCCAGAAGGGGACUGACCCGAACAUGAAAGAUUCAGCUGGGUACACAGCUCUGCACUACGGGAGCCGUAGCGGACAUCUUGCCGUGUGCACGUUUCUCCUCGAGAGCGGCGCGUGUCCGUCCCCUCAGACUCCGGGCGGGGCCACUCCGCUCCAUCGAGCAGCGUACUGCGGUCAUCCGGACGUGGUUCGGCUCCUUCUGCAAAGCGGUGCAGAUCCCACCCUCUGUGAUGACGAUGGUGCGAAUCCUUUGCACAAGGCUGCAGAACAGGGCCACGCCAAAGUGUGCCAGCUGCUUCUCGAGCGUUGCCCGGCACUCUGCAGCCAGGGGAACAAGAAGCUCCAGCUGCCCUACCAGCUGACACAGCAGGGAGAUCUGCAGGAGAUCCUCAAACCACCCCGGUCAUAAUGGACGGAGAUGCUAACAUCUCACACGCACACAAGAUGAAAACCAUACAUGAUGAAGACUGAGUGUGGGAAUCGGUGAACGUGGAAUAACAUUUUUAACCUCCGACAUUGCUCCAGUCUUUGAUCUUUAUUUCACCGCCUUUGUAUCGUCUGUACUUCUCAAACUUCAACAAAACGUGCAAACGUUUCAAAACCUCAUUUUGAAUUCAGCCAAUGAGUUGAUUUUCUGGAUAAACUUGGUUCAGCUUCUGUGAAGUUUUCUCGAACUAGAGGGUCAAAAACCCUCUGAAAGUUAGAGUUUUAGAAUGUUAAAAGUGGAUCGAAUCUAAUUUAUUUACGUAGCACAUUCAAGAGCAACCGCCCAAAGUGCUGCACACAAAAACAACAACAAUGACGGUAAUUCCAACAUGGAAGAUAAGAAAAAUAGAAACAUUAAAGGCCCAACAUGUGAAACUCUAUCAGCACUGAUAAAUCCAGUAUAGACUGCUCCACAUUGGUGUGGCUGUGCAGGAUGUGAGUGAAUGGUUCUAAUCUCAGACAGUAGGGGGAGCUAUUGUCUAAUGGAAGAUCACAGUGUUUGGCCUUGGCGUGUAAAUUUCAUGGCAUCUAACAAGAGCGAGCUUACUCAGUUUUUCCUUCACACCACUGGAAAACUUAAUAGCAAAACUUACAUGAGCGCAAACAGCUAUUACAGUAAGAUGGACACCAGCGCUCAGGCAUACUGCAUCUACAAAAUACAAUCUAGCUCUCAAUCAAAAGGAUUGAUUGGUGCCUAAGCCAUCAAACUAUUUCAUUUUAGUAGAGUUUUCAGAGUUAUAAACAACAUGAACAAUGUAUUUUUCCUUUUUCUGAAUAAAACUCAGUUUAAAAAACAAAAUCCUGCUCAGCUAAAACAGAUGGAAAUACUUUUAGCUGUUGUCUGGCAUGUCUAACAUGUCAAACCAUGUUAAAUAUGUAACACAUGCACGUACAGGAGGCAGAUGAACCCCCCUCCACCGCUCUGCCCUCUCUCCUCCUUCUGCGAAUGUGCAAAACUUUUAAAGCUCUCCUCCCGUUUCCCUGCAGCCCACGCGGAUCGGGAACCCACGGCAGAAAAACUUCUCGCUGCAGCCUGGCGCACUUUCAUUGGGUCCGCCGGUGGGUGGUGUUUCCAAACUACCCUUCCAACCACAUCCAUGCCGUGACUGGGGGGGUGCCAGGCCACAUCUGGAGCUCAUUGCUGCUGACGCCACACAGCACACGGAGCUGGGGUGUCAGGGGGGUAGGUUGGGGUUGGGGUGGGUGGGGGGCUGUAUUUCAGCUCGGUGGAUCUUUGCCAGGAGAGCUGUUUAUGCUCGGUGACAAGUUCCUCCCCCCCCCCUCCAACACAGCGGAGGAGCUGGAGCCGGUCGUAUCCCCACUGAAUGUCAAGUGACAGUGAAGGCAAGCGGGUUUCUGGGGCCUUUAUUCAUCUCAGUGGCACAAAAAACAAGAAAAAGUACUUUCAGAAUUGAGAGGCUGCUUUACAUGACACCCUGACUAAUAGACCAGCCCCACAGCAUCCUCUAAAAGUGUCCCACUGCCACAUUCUGUGAAACACGAUCAAAGUUGAUGUUUUAGAUUUGUGAGCAGUGAGGUAAUGAAAACCCACCGAAGGAAUGUCGAAGGCCUCAGUCGUUACCGAUCAUUUUUCCUGACCUGGUUUGAAUUUGUUUCAUGUCGAAACAGAUGAUUUUUUUUUUUUUCGCCCCUCCUUUUGAAAUAGGUCUACCUAUAUGGGCUGGGAGUUUUCACUUAAAGUGAAGACUUGGACAGGAUUCCAGAAGUUUCAGGAAUUAGGAUCACUGCUCUAUUUAGAAAGCUUUAUUUGGAAAGCAAUGAAACUUCCUGGGCCUGGAACCCACUUCCACCAUAAUGAGUCCAACUUAAACCGGUACUGGAUGUUAUUUUCCCCUGAAAUAGAAGGUGGUCUGUGUGCCAUGCUUGCAUGACGGGAUUUUUAGUCUCAUUUUAUACAGUACGCUUGUCUGCGAGUAGAUAAUGAGAACGGCUUGUCCUCGGACCUCUGGAGGCUGACAAAUAUCUCUAUGCAGAAGAGGUGGCGUUGGAAUGGAACACACAAAGAAAUAUAUAUGAAUCAACACAUAAAUAUAUAAUACUGUUUUCUAUUUUAUAUAUAUAUAUAUAUUUUAUGGGAAUCUGUCUAUCUUCUCAAGAUAUAAACGUAGAUUGUUCUCUAUCACUUUUAGCACAAUUGAAUUAA
This is a messenger RNA of Xiphophorus hellerii (green swordtail), 3098 nucleotides long. It is a transcript of the gene ankrd39, whose product is annotated as ankyrin repeat domain 39. The record is from RefSeq and is a predicted model, not a curated record. The transcript is spliced from 4 exons. Gene Ontology annotation, biological process: protein K6-linked ubiquitination. Lineage: Eukaryota; Metazoa; Chordata; Actinopteri; Cyprinodontiformes; Poeciliidae. The coding region runs from base 309 to 857 and encodes 182 amino acids. Gene Ontology annotation, cellular component: BRCA1-BARD1 complex; BRCA1-A complex. Gene Ontology annotation, molecular function: ubiquitin-protein transferase activity; protein binding.